Molecule: messenger RNA, 754 nt
Organism: Nannochloropsis gaditana CCMP526
Product: integral membrane mpv17 pmp22
Exons: 2
Cellular component (GO): membrane; cytoplasm
Source: RefSeq, a predicted model, not a curated record
AUGGACAACCAGAUCGAGCACAGUAGAUACAUUGGGUGCCUGUGAAGCCAUGGCAAGUGAGUUGAACGAGGAGGACAUCCCAGCGUCAGCGGGGCCCACGAGCAAGCCUGCCGAAGACGAGGCCUUGAGCAUGGCAACUACAACAAAAAGUGAUACAAACACCUCAGCCGCGCUAAUUUGCACGUUUCCUGCAUCGAUGAAGGCGGAGCUCAAACGCCUCCUUCGUGCCUAUCACCAUUGCCUUGUCACCCGUCCAGUACUGACCAAGGCCCUGACCAGCGCCGUAAUCUCCGCCCUGGGAGACAUCUUAGCCUCUUCCGGAAAAGGAGGCAGGGGACGGAGUGGUCGCCGGACCCUGGGGUUCUUCCUUUUCGGAGGCCUGGUCACCGGGCCUCUGUGCCAUUACUGGUACGGCCUGUUGGAGAAGAAGGUGCGGGGCUUGCAAGGCGGCAAGAACGUGGCGAUGAAGGUGCUGCUGGACAAGCUCCUCUUCACCCCUCCCUUCCUGGCUCUGACCCUCUUCCUUCUCCGCUUGCUCGAGAGCGGGCGGCCGGGGGCGGCUUGGCGAGGAAUGAAGCAAGUCUAUUUCCCCACCUUGAAGACGAAUCUCCAGGUGUGGACUGUGGCCCAGGCGAUCAAUUUCUCGUACGUAUCCCCCGCCUACCGGGUACUCUUCGGCAACCUGGUGGCCUUGUGGUGGAGCUUCUACUUGUCCCGGCUGGGGGGGGGCGCGGGGGGGCGGGCCUCGUCGGUG